AUGUUAAAUGAAACAUCCGCUCAUCCUGAGUUUCUGACCCUUGGAUUCGGGGAACUUAAUUCAAUAAAAUAUCUUUACAGUUCAUUGGUGUUUGUAGGCUUUCUGCUGACCAUCCUGCUGAACAGUCUGGUGGUCACGGCCGUGGCUCUGCACCAGAGUUUACAGGAGCCCGUGUACAUGUUCAUCUGCGCAUUGUCUAUUAAUGGAAUCUAUGGAAGUAUUAUCUUCUACCCGGGUAUUUUUGUUACUUUGCUUUACCAAGUGCAAAAAAUCUCCUAUGGAAGUUGCUUGGCCCAAGUCUUCUUUAUUCAUACCUACGGAAGCUUUGAGUUGGCCACACUAGCGGGCAUGGCGAUUGACCGUUAUAUCUGCAUCUGCAACCCUCUCAGAUACAACAGCCUCAUGUCCCAUGCAACAGUUUUCAAAAUAAUUGCAGCAGGUUGGCUGAACUCUAUUUCAUUUAUCGGCGUAAACCUCGUAUUGACUUACAGACUUCCAUUGUGUGACACGGUGGUACUCAAGAUCUACUGUGACAACUGGUCCGUAGUCAGACUUUCUUGCAUUGAUACCACUGUGAACAAUAUUUUUGGAAAUUUUGUUUCAGCCAGCGUCAUUUAUGUCCCUAUUUUAAUAAUAGUAUUCUCCUAUGUAGAGAUUCUAACAGUGUGUGUCCAAUCUUCAAAAGAGGUCAUCUCCAAAGCUUUGCAGACCUGCAGCCCUCAACUGAUCAUUUCUAUUAACUUUGUGACUGGGGCUCUCUUUGAAAUGUUUCUCUACAGGUACAUGCCCACCAGCAUUCCAUAUCAGAUACGGCUUUUUAUGUCACUGGAGUUCCUUGUGCUAUCUCCAAUUCUUAAUUCUUUUAUAUAUGGGUUGAAAAUGAAGGAGAUGAGAUCAAAGAUAUUUAAGCUUCUUCAUUUGGAGGCCAGCAAAGUUCAUGAAAUCCACAAGUAGGUACAGAAGCUUGAGGAACUGGUAAUUUACUGGUUA
Messenger RNA from Xenopus laevis (African clawed frog), 990 nucleotides. RefSeq names its product olfactory receptor 52D1. The transcript has a single exon. The coding region runs from base 1 to 954 and encodes 317 amino acids. The record is from RefSeq and is a predicted model, not a curated record. NCBI's taxonomy places the organism in Eukaryota, Metazoa, Chordata, Amphibia, Anura, Pipidae.